Rotaria sp. Silwood2 is the source of this 1794-nucleotide messenger RNA. The record is from the annotation of a GenBank genome assembly. NCBI's taxonomy places the organism in Eukaryota, Metazoa, Rotifera, Eurotatoria, Philodinida, Philodinidae.
AUGACAACCGAAUUGACUUUUGAGUAUAUAGAUGAAGACUCAAUUGAUCGUUUGCUCAAAUGUCGCAUAUGUUCGAAACCAUUUAUUGAUCCAGUAAUAACAAGAGAUGGUGGUCGAUUUUGUCGUAUAUGCAUUAUUCAAAAAGCAUCUCCCAAUGAUUCUAAACGUCUUAUUCGACAAUCAUCAUUUAUUGAAGAUUUAGUUCCCAUUAAAGAAAAAAUUCUUCUUGAUAUGCUUGAUGAUCUUCAAGUAAAAUGCACAAAAUGUCAACAAAUCAAUAAUCGUCGAGUUCAUUUAGAAGAACAUAUCCCCAAUAAAUGUCUAAAAAGAAUCGUUUUAUGUGACGCUUCUGAUUUGAAAUGUCCAUGGACUGGACCAUAUGAAGAACGUUAUAAUCAUAUGAAACAGUGUAUUUUUCAAUUAUUAAGACCUAUUUUAACUGAGGUUUUUCAAUAUAGAAGAGCUUAUGAUGAACAACAACAUGAAAUUGAACAAUUAAAAACACAAGUGAAGUUAUAUGAAGAUCGAACUGAAAAAUUACAAAAAGGAUAUACAAUAUUUUUAGAAUUAUUAUCUCAACAAACUCGUCGUUGUGCAGCAUUAGAAAAAGAUAUUCAAGAAAUCCGAGAACAAUCUAAUGCACAAUAUAUUCAACCAAUUGAAUUAAAAAACGAAAUCGAACAACUUAAACAAUCAUAUCAUCAAAUAAAUAUUCCUUCUGAUGGAUUUCAAACUGAAUUUCAUCGAUUAAAUCAACUGGAACAAUCAAUUGAUGACUUAUCAAAAAAAUAUCAACAAUUAAAUGAAAAAUAUCAAAAACAAGAACAUCAAAAUCAAAAUGCAAAUCAACAAUUAGAUGAACAAUGUCAAAACGAAAUUUCACAAUUAAAAGAACAAGUUAAUCAACAAAUGAUUCAGUUUAAUACAUUUCAAGAUGAAAGUCAACAAUUAAAAGAACAAUUUAAUCAACAAAUGAUUCAGUUUAAUAAACGCCAAACAGAAAUAAAUCAAUUACAAAAAGAAAGUCAAUCUCGAAAAAAAGAAAUCAUGUAUGUUGAACAAAAAUGCAAUGAACAUGGAAUCCAAAUACACUUAUUGGCUAGAAAAAGAUGUGUUAUACAAACAAUACUUCCACAUCACGACGGAAGAGUUGAAGCACUGAUUACACCAUUUGUAUCUGAUUCAGAAAUUAAUUUAGAUCGACAACUACUAAACGAUCAAGAUAUGGAAAUUAUAUGUAAAAACGUGAUUAUUGAUAAACGAUGUAGCAAACUUCGAUUAGAAAAUAAUGAUAUUUCUGCCAAAGGUGCUACAAUUUUAGCUAAUGGUUUAUAUGGUAAUACUACUCUAGUGGACCUACAACUUUCUAAUAAUCGCAUUUCUGAUAUGGGUGCACAUGCUCUAGCACAAGUACUUAGUAUUAAUAAUUUCACACUUGAAUUACUUGAACUUCAUUGGAAUGGUAUUACCGAUGUCGGUGCUGAAUAUUUAGCCGAAAUGCUCAAAACAAACAAAACAAUAACACUAUUGGGAUUAGGUUUUAAUCGAAUUGGUAAUCGUGGUGUUCGACUAUUGACCAGCGCAAUUACUUGUUAUAAUGAAACUCUUCAAUGGUUAGAUCUUUCUUCUAACAAAUUAAUAACUGAUGCAUGUGUUAAUGAUCUUAUCGAAAUGUUCAAACAGAAUCGUUCAUUGCACGCAGUUUGGCUGAAUGAUUGUAGCUUGUCUCAAGAUGGUGUGGAAAAGCUUAAACAAAUAGUCAAUUCGAAAGCAAAUUUUACUUUAGAAGUUUAA